AGCGGAAGCGGGUAAACUGCAGUCGAAGGUGAGAGGUCAGAGGGUGGAGGUCUGCCCCUCGCCUUGCCUAGCUAUGGGGCGACACUCCCGCACGCUGCUCAUCUUCGGCGGGUUCGUUGCCGUAGUGGGGGCGGCGUUUUACCCCAUCUACUUCCGGCCGCUGCGGCAGGUGGACCAAUAUAGGAAGGAACAGGCAAUAAAUCGAUCUGGUAUUGUUCAAGAGGAUGUUCAGCCUCCAGGGUUAAAAGUGUGGUCUGAUCCAUUUGGAAGGAAAUAACAUUGUGUACAUCACAAGUUGUGCUUGAAGAUGCAUAUGUUCGAAACAACUGUUUUGAUUCAUAUACUAAUGAGUGUAUUGUUUAGGUGUUGCUGGAGAUGGAUUCUCAGUCUCAAUAUGGUCCUUGGGUAGGAACUUCAGUGAAUGUUGCUGAUUCUGAAGAUUAAUACUAAAUUUUUCUUUAGAGUUCAGUACGUAGUGGAACAAAAUGGACUGACUGUGAGAUGACUGAAUGAUCUUUGAGUUUAGCGCUAAACACUUCUUCAUAUGUUAGAGGGAAGAGAGGAGUACUUUAUUACUAGACUUAAUGUGUAGCCACUUAUAAGUAUUAGCAGAAUACAUUAUGCAGAUCAUUGUACCUUACUGCACCGUUUGUCUACUUCUUUUUGAAUUUAUACAUACAGGUUGAACCUCUAAAAUCUGGAAUUUUCUGGUCCGGCACUUCUGUGGUCCGGCAGGAUAUUGCUAGACCAGAGAGCCCCAGCUGUCCAGGUUUAGGGCCUGAGCUGGUAGUGAGGAAUUCAGCCCCAGCAACAAGGGGUCUGGUGUGAAGGGGAGCACAACUGGGGGUGGUGGCGGGGAAGUGGCCCAAUUACCAGGGCCGGCACCUGAGAGUUCAGUCCCAACUGGUGAGGACCAGCAGUAAAAUCCUGGCUGAGGCCAGCUGGGUCGGGAGGGCAGCUCUGGCUGGGUUGGGGUAGCGGGACUGGCAGGGAGCAGGGCCGAAAGCCGGGAGGAGACACUUGACCUCGCUGGUCUUGCAAGCUCUGUGGUUUGGAACUGUUCAGGUUCCAAGAGUGCUGGACCUGGGAGGUCCCACCUGUACAGAUGAAAUGAAAGACAUAAUAUAUGCAGGAGGGAUGAACGAUGCAGAAAGAAUGUAAUGUGAUAUAAUUGUAAAUCUGUAAACAAUAUUAAAAUCAUGUUUUUAUUUAAA
Pelodiscus sinensis (Chinese soft-shelled turtle) is the source of this 1214-nucleotide messenger RNA. RefSeq names its product small integral membrane protein 20 (gene SMIM20). NCBI's taxonomy places the organism in Eukaryota, Metazoa, Chordata, Testudines, Trionychidae. Gene Ontology annotation, biological process: mitochondrial respiratory chain complex IV assembly. The record is from RefSeq and is a predicted model, not a curated record. Gene Ontology annotation, cellular component: mitochondrial inner membrane.